This is a messenger RNA of Boleophthalmus pectinirostris (great blue-spotted mudskipper), 908 nucleotides long. RefSeq names its product myosin, light chain 2a, regulatory, cardiac, slow (gene myl2a). Gene Ontology annotation, molecular function: calcium ion binding. The coding region runs from base 74 to 583 and encodes 169 amino acids. Gene Ontology annotation, biological process: muscle cell fate specification; cardiac muscle contraction; heart development. Gene Ontology annotation, cellular component: myofibril; cytoplasm. The record is from RefSeq and is a predicted model, not a curated record. Lineage: Eukaryota; Metazoa; Chordata; Actinopteri; Gobiiformes; Gobiidae. The transcript is spliced from 7 exons.
UCGCCCCAUUGUUCCUGGAUCAUUGUUCCAGGAUCAUUGUGGUGGAUCUUUGUUGGACUCAGCUGCUCCGGACAUGGCACCAAAAAAGGCGAAGAAGCGCACGGCCGAAGGAGCCAACUCCAACGUGUUCUCCAUGUUUGAACAGGCGCAGAUCCAGGAGUUUAAAGAGGCGUUCACCAUCAUGGACCAGAACAGAGACGGAUUCAUCGACAAGAACGACCUGAGGGACACGUUCGCCGCGCUCGGGCGUCUGAACGUGAAGCAGGAGGAGAUCGACGAGAUGCUCAAAGAGGCUCCAGGUCCCAUCAACUUCACCGUGUUCCUCACCAUGUUCGGGGAGAAACUCAAAGGGGCGGACCCGGAGGAGACCAUCCUGAACGCCUUUAAAGUCUUCGACCCAGAAGGAAAAGGAGUUUUACGGAAAGACUAUGUGACUCAGAUGUUGACGACUCAGGCCGACAGGUUCUCCUCUGAAGAGAUGGAGCAGAUGUUCGCCGCGUUUCCUCCAGACGUGGCUGGAAACCUGGACUACAAGAACCUGGUGCACAUCAUCACCCACGGAGAGGAGAAGGACCAGGAGUAAACCUGAGCCCGGACCUGAGCCCGGACCUGAGCCCGGACCUGAGCCCGGACCUGACCGGACCUGAGCCCGACCUGGACCAGAACUAGACCUGAGACGAGGACUAGACCAGGACUGACACCAGAGACCCAAAGAACUGUCCCUUCUGAAACGCCCGACCCAAACUUAGGAUGGAACAGAAAGACCUGGUCUAGUUCUGGUUGAGUUCUGCUUUAGUCCUGGUUGAGUCCUGGUUGAGUCCUGGUUGAGUCCUGGUUGAGUCCUGGUUUAGACCUGGUUUAGUCCUGGUUUUGACCUGGUUUAGUCCUGGUUUAGUCCUGGUUUAGGC